This is a messenger RNA of Cuculus canorus (common cuckoo), 7073 nucleotides long. RefSeq names its product potassium sodium-activated channel subfamily T member 2 (gene KCNT2). Gene Ontology annotation, cellular component: membrane. Gene Ontology annotation, biological process: potassium ion transport. Gene Ontology annotation, molecular function: intracellular sodium-activated potassium channel activity. The transcript is spliced from 31 exons. NCBI's taxonomy places the organism in Eukaryota, Metazoa, Chordata, Aves, Cuculiformes, Cuculidae. The record is from RefSeq and is a predicted model, not a curated record. The coding region runs from base 167 to 3712 and encodes 1181 amino acids.
GCUCCCCUCAGGGCGGCGUUCGCUGCGCCCCCCCGCGGCGGGAGGCGGCACCGCCGGCCCGCGCUCCCUCAGCCGCCGCGCGCUCCCUCAGCCGCCGCUGCCGCUGCCGGUGCCGCUGCCGCCGCCACGCCGGGCGUCGGGGGCGACGGCCCCUCCUGCGGGCGGGAUGGUGGACCUGGACAGCGAGGUGCCCCCGCUCCCGCCGCGGUACCGCUUUCGGGACUUGCUGCUGGGCGACCAGGGCUGGCAGAGCGACGACAGGGUGCAAGUUGAAUUCUAUAUGAAUGAAAAUACAUUUAAAGAGAGACUAAAGCUCUUCUUCAUCAAAAACCAAAGAUCAAGUCUGAGAAUACGAUUAUUCAAUUUUUCUCUCAAGCUACUAAGCUGUUUCUUAUAUAUAAUUCGUGUGCUCCUGGAUGAUCCUACACAAGGACUUGGAUGUAAGGAAUUAAACUGGAGUUGUUCCAGUCAAAACUACACACCUGGAACUAUUGAUUGGUCUCCUAUUAUUUGGGUGAAUCGAAGCUUGCCUUUAUGGGGAUUACAGGUUUCUGUGGCUUUAAUAAGUCUCCUUGAAACUCUGCUGCUGAGUUAUCUAAGCUACAAGGGAAAUAUCUGGGAACAAAUUCUGAGAAUACCCUUUCUCCUGGAAGUAAUUAAUGCCGUCCCUUUCAUCAUCACGAUUUUCUGGCCAGACCUAAGAAACCUGUUUAUUCCUGUGUUUUUAAAUUGUUGGCUGGCAAAACAUGCUUUAGAGAAUAUGAUUAAUGAUCUUCAUAGAGCCAUCCAACGCACACAGUCUGCAAUGUUUAACCAAGUCCUCAUUUUAAUAUCUACCUUACUAUGUCUUAUCUUCACUUGUAUUUGUGGAAUUCAGCAUCUGGAACGAGCAGGAAACAGGUUGACUCUCUUUGACUCCCUUUAUUUCUGCAUAGUGACAUUUUCCACUGUGGGCUUUGGGGAUGUUACACCCAAGAUAUGGCCUUCAAAGCUGCUUGUUGUCAUUAUGAUCUGUGUUGCUCUUGUGGUGUUGCCCAUACAGUUUGAACAGCUGGCAUAUUUGUGGAUGGAAAGACAGAAGUCUGGUGGUAACUACAGUCGACAUAGAGCUCAGACAGAAAAACAUGUUGUGCUGUGUGUUAGCUCUCUGAAGAUUGACUUACUUAUGGAUUUCUUAAAUGAAUUCUAUGCUCAUCCCAGAUUGCAGGACUAUUAUGUUGUUAUUUUGUGUCCUGCUGAAAUGGAUGCUCAGGUCCGAAGGGUGUUACAAAUCCCAAUGUGGUCUCAAAGAGUUAUCUACCUGCAAGGCUCAGCACUAAAAGAUCAAGACCUGUUGAGAGCUAAAAUGGAUGAUGCUGAAGCUUGUUUCAUUCUGAGUAGCCGCUGUGAGGUGGACCGGACAGCAGCUGAUCAUCAAACCAUUUUAAGAGCUUGGGCAGUUAAAGACUUUGCUCCCAACUGUCCUUUGUAUGUGCAAAUACUGAAACCUGAGAAUAAAUUCCACAUCAAGUUUGCAGAUCACAUUGUGUGUGAAGAGGAAUUCAAAUAUGCUAUGCUAGCUCUAAAUUGUAUAUGCCCAGCAACCUCUACAUUAAUCACUCUGCUGGUUCAUACAUCUAGGGGACAAACAGCCCCAUGGGAAGCUUUUAGACAACUAACUGGAACCAAGCAGAUUUUUAACAGGGAGAGCCAGCAAUCACCAGAACAAUGGCAGAAAAUGUAUGGCAGAUGCUCUGGUAAUGAAGUGUAUCAUAUUAACCUGGAAGAAAGCGUGUUUUUUGCUGAGUAUGAGGGGAAAAGCUUCACAUAUGCUUCUUUCCAUGCACAUAAAAAGUUUGGAGUCUGUCUGAUUGGUAUUAGAAAAGAAGAUAAUAAAAACAUUUUGCUGAAUCCAGGUCCUCGAUAUAUCAUGAGUUCUACAGAUAUAUGCUUUUAUAUAAAUAUCACCAAAGAAGAAAAUUCUGCUUUUAAGAAGCAAGAAAAGCACAGAAAGAAACAUGAAUCAAAAUUAUCUUACCAUGGAGCUUCUAGGCUACCUGUACACAGUAUAAUAGCUGGCAUGGGGACAGUGGCUAUUGAUUUACAAGAUGCUGGAUGCCGAAUGUCCAGUGGACCUACACUAGCUCUUCCUUCUGAGGGAGGUAAAGAAGGCAGACGGCCCAGUAUAGCACCUGUUUUGGAGGUUGCAGACUCAUCGUCACUUCAAACAUGUGACCUGUUAAGUGACCAGUCGGAAGACGAAACUACCCCAUCAGACGAAGAAGUCUCUGCAGGCUUAGAGUAUGCCAAAGGUUAUCCUCCUUACUCUCCAUAUAUUGGAAGCUCUCCCACAUUUUGUCAUCUUCUGCAUGAAAAAGUACCCUUCUGUUGUCUAAGACUAGAUAAGGGGUGCCAACAUAACUAUUAUGAAGAUGCUAAAGCUUAUGGAUUCAAAAAUAAAUUGAUCAUAGUUGCAGCAGAAACUGCUGGAAAUGGCUUAUAUAACUUUAUUGUUCCACUCCGAGCUUAUUACCGACCAAAGAAAGAACUGAAUCCCAUUGUAUUGCUCCUGGAUAACCCGCCAGAUAUGCAUUUUCUGGAUGCAAUCUGUUGGUUUCCAAUGGUUUACUACAUGGUGGGCUCUAUCGACAACCUAGAUGACUUAUUAAGAUGUGGGGUCACCUUUGCAGCUAAUAUGGUGGUGGUGGACAAAGAAAGUACAAUGAGUGCCGAGGAAGACUACAUGGCAGAUGCUAAGACUAUUGUAAAUGUUCAGACACUCUUUAGGUUGUUCUCAAGCCUAAGCAUUAUCACAGAACUAACUCACCCAGCCAAUAUGAGAUUCAUGCAGUUCAGAGCCAAAGAUUGCUAUUCUCUUGCUCUAUCCAAAUUAGAAAAGAAAGAGCGGGAGAAAGGAUCUAAUCUGGCAUUUAUGUUUCGACUGCCUUUUGCUGCCGGUAGGGUUUUCAGCAUCAGUAUGUUGGAUACUCUGCUUUAUCAGUCAUUUGUGAAAGAUUAUAUGAUUUCUAUCACAAGGCUUCUGCUGGGACUCGAUACCACACCAGGAUCUGGGUUUCUUUGUUCUAUGAAAAUCACAGAAGAGGAUCUAUGGAUUAGGACAUAUGCCAGACUAUAUCAGAAACUUUGUUCUUCUACAGGAGACAUUCCAAUUGGAGUCUAUAGGACAGAAUCCCAAAAGCUUACAACAUCCGAGUCACGAGAAAUGGCCUCCCAGUCUCAAAUCUCUAUCAAUGUGGAAGAAUGGGAAGACACUAAAGACACCAAAGAACAGAUUAGUUAUCGUAGCAAUCAUCGUAACUCGACAUCCAGUGAUCAGUCUGAUCAUCCCUUGUUGCGACGAAAAAGCAUGCAAUGGGCCCGACGGCUGAGCAGAAGAGCACCAAGACACUCUGGUAGAACAGCUGAAAAGAUAAACCAGCAGCGAAUGAACCUUUACAAGAGGUCAGAAAGACAGGAACUUGCUGAACUUGUGAAAAACAGAAUGAAGCAUCUGGGCCUUUCUCCAGCAGGAUAUGAUGAAAUGAAUGAUCAUCAGAACACCCUUUCCUACAUCCUGAUCAAUCCUUCUCCAGAUACAAGAUUAGAGCUGAAUGAUAUAGUAUACUUGAUCCGACCUGAUCCAUUGGCUUAUGCUCCAAAUACUGCACCCAGCCGAAAAGACAGCUUCUGCAAUACAGUGGGACAAGACACCAGGGAGGAGACACAACUAUGAUAUGUAACUCGUUGCAAAAUUAAGAGACAAUUUUAUACACAUGUUGUUUCCACUAACCAUUUUGAAAACUGUGUGGUACAUUUUAUUCAGAUUUUGGAAGCAAAAUGAAAAUGGAUAAGUGACCAAAUUUAGCAAUGUGGUGUCUAGAAACUCUGAUUUAAGGAUUGUCAGGCUGUGGCCUGUUCAAUAUGUUAGUUGAACUUCAUCAGCUUAACAUAAUAAUGACACCUGUUACUACUUAACCAAGAUGAACAAAUUAGUUUAAAAGUGACAGAUUUCAUCAUGUGUUUUGCUUAGACGCUUCUAAGCAUAUUUAUCAAGGUGUCAGCAUGUUGGUGACUAAGCCUCUGACCUACAUCAGUAAAGAUUAUCUGAUCCCCACUAGAGAGGCCAUGCAUAAUUUGUAGUAGAAAAAUAAUGUUACUACCUAAAGGUGCCAACAAGGCUUUGCAUGUCAAGAAUCCAGCCUUUUCAGUCUCAGCCUGUCAUCCAUUUAUAUUAGAACAGCCUAGUGUCAGUCCCCUCUUAGCCCUCAGGACCUGAGUGUUAGUUCUCUGGGUUUACACAGAUCAUGUUGUAAUGGCAUAGCCUCAUCACAUCUCAGAGGCUGAGAUCUGAGGCAUAGCCACUGAAAGAUUAGCUCAGAGGAGCCCACCUGGUGGAAAGUCCCUAUCUCACCCAGGCAACCCCUAUAUUUGCAAAAGUGAUCUGUGUGAAGCUGCAAGCAAUGGCAGAUGAGGUGAAAUAUAACCCUUUUAAUAUUAGUGAGUUUGCCAGAAGCCUGAAUAGAUUAUGAUACAAAAGUGAGAGUAUCCCCCUAGGGAACAAUUCAUAACACACGUCCUUCCCAUUUCCAUGAAUAUGCCAGAACUGCAAAUGUCCCCAGUCAUUCAUACUGUCCAAAUGUGGUAUAUUUUCAUAUGAAAUUAUGUAUCACAUUGAAAACUAAAGAAAUCUUUAACCCAUUCCAUAAAACAAAUGUAAUACCACAUUUAAAAGCACCAUGGAUUUGAAGACUCUAUUUUGGCAUCAAGUACACAAGAAAGCAUUUGCUACUGUAUGAAACAUCUGAAGCUGCUACAGAAUCUCUAGUCAACACAUACCAGAGUGCCAAAAUUGGUCAAGUUUUCUACAGAAUUAAGCAUGCCUGUACAUUGUUUAUAUUCUUUUAUAUAUUAUUUGGUAGAACAAUAACUUUUUUUUUUUUCUGAAAAAUAAAAAACCCAGUUGCCCAGUGACCAACUCAUGGAUGUGAGUAUGCUUAUCAGCAUUGUAAGGAUGUUGAAAUCAAGGCACGUUCAUAUUAUCAAUGACAGCAAAUCUGCUAUUUCUUCCUCUUAAUUCUUCCAAAACUUAAUUAGCCUGUUCCAUAUUAAGGCAGAAACCCUAAGCUAUGAUUAUAAAAAACCAGAGUGGACUGAAGCCGUCAGUCAGUCAGAUGAUGUGCUUUCAGCGUGAUUCACACACUGUUCAUAGGCAUUCUCAGCCUAUAGUAGCCACCAGAGAUUCAAGGACUCUCUGCCACAAGUAUCUUUAGCCACAACUUGAUGCCAGACAUUUAACAGCUUGUAAAGCAGUAGAAGCAAGCAGUCAAGUGUAUCCAUUUUCCCACACAACUCAGCAGAAUUGCUGCUCAGCUAGACUUGAAUAGUAGCAUUUAAUGUGACCUGGUAUUUCUCCAGGCUUAAUGAAUUUCUGAUUGCUCAUUAGCCCCAGAAGAUUUGCUAAAGCAAGCACAAAGACAGCUGGAGGCACUCGCAGUCUUUAAAUUGAAUGAAAGACAAUAUUUCUGAGCACAAUACUUGGUUCACUUCAAGCUGGAAGGCAAGCAAGGUAAUAAAAACUAACAAUGGUUUCUUAUGAAGCAGAAGUCAUAAUCCAUGAAUAAUCCAUGAACAACAUACCACAAAGUUCUAUUAUUCAAAAUAUACUGCCUUUCAUGUUGAAAGCAGAACAACUUCGCUUCCUCCAACAUAUCUUCACAGACAGAUCCCAUUCCAGGGGAUUUAGACGUUUCAAGAACUAUCCUGAGCACCUCUACAGUAACACUGAAUGGGACAGUACACUCAUUCCUUCGGUGGCCAGGAAGGCAGUUCUUUGCCUGUUGUGUGACCAUUAAUCUUAUGUUCACAUGCUUUCUACUUAUCACAAUCAUCACAAACAUAAUACAAGUCUAGAUGGACUGGAAACCAUUUUGAGGAAGAGUAAUCUCAAUGCUCGGUUCUGGAGAAGUGAUGAAGCUCUAGAAUCAAGAGGUCCAAAUGCCUGUUGAAGAGAGUAGUUUUAUCUGGUCAUAGUUCACUCAGAAGGCAGAGAAAUUUAGAGCUAUGAUCACCAGCAUAACCAAGAAAUUUAAUUCUUAACCAGUUGUUAAAAGAUGGCCAGACAACCUAUGUUUGUUUCUCUCAGUCAAAAAAACUUUGGACAAUUUCAGUCUGUGUUUAACUGAAUGUAAUUUUUGCCUCCUGACUCACUUCUAUCCAUAACUUUAAGACGCCCAUCUUCCCCAACACUACUUUAACAUAUACCAAGCCUUCUGCUACCCAAAGACACAAUCCCAGUGAAGGAAGUGAUAACAGGUAGUAAUUACUUCAUUCUCACAAGGGAAUUCUCCAGCAAAGCGAGACCUACCUCUGAAAACUGUCUGCAAUAAAAAGGUCACAAAAAGCGUUUCAGUGGAAUGCAGUAUUUCUUUUACUAUCUCAUUCCAGUUCCAGAACACACAUUAAUUCACAUGCAAAUUAGAAUGCACACAGUUUUAGUUUUUAAAACCUGCAGUAGAAUGAGUCAGUGAAGUUUUCAUGACAUUUUGACUUGGAAAAGAACAGCUAUUUCCCAGUAUAUAUAUUUCCCCUCCCACAAACAGCUUUCUACUACAACUCUUCAAAAACUUUAAAGUGUACAAAUAUAUAUAUUACUGACUAUUUCUUAUACAUCUUUGUUUACUAAUGCACCAAUGAAAUGCUAAGGAACAAACAGAUUUAAUGCUUCAGCAGCAGAAGAAAACCGAAAUGACAUCAAGUGCACCAGAAGUAGCACACAAAUCUGUAGUUUCUUGGCAGCUAGGGCUGAGAGCAACCGUUCUGCACUUUUGGAGUACUAAUACAAAAGGUUUUGCUCCGUUGAAUUCCACUUGAUGCCUGAGGGAAAUCAGUCACUACUAUCUGGAAAUAAAUUAAUAAAAACAAGCAGCAGUGUGUAGUGACAUCAAGUUGUACAAGUUUAUAAAAAAUGCUUUUUCAAGGCAGUGAUAUAAAUACAGAAUUAUAAAAUAAAGCAAUCUGCAUAAAUUAUUGUUUUCUAUUCUUGUUAUUGUAUUAGAAACAGCCCACUCCACUUUAAAAGAGACACACCUUGAAUA